AUGCUCAGCAAAACGCACGAGGCACAGGCACAUCCCAAGGUGAGAAAGGUGCAGGAAGAGAUCAAUGUCAUUAUGGGUCUGCCACGGAACGUUUGCUUCACCCCGCCCUCCAAGAACUCAGAGUUCUUGUUGAUCUUCAGGCCCGACGGCGAUGCGCCAGUGCAGAGCUCUUCGUUACCUUUGUAUCAGGAUGACGAUGGUGACGAAGCCCAUGAAUUCCUGGAUGAAGAUGAGGACACGGGGGAGUUGAAGGUCCGUGCCACUCAAAUGCUGAAACGUUGUGGCCCGACCAGUGGCACCAGUUCCGAACAGGAGGCCCAGGAGGUGUGGUACCAAGUGCUGCACAAUCCAGCGGUGAUGAUCCGGGAUCAGCCAGAUGAGAAGGCCAGGAUGGUGGGUCGCAAGAAGGUGGGCAAAAGGCUCAGAAUACAGAGCGUGAAGGACGGCAAGUGGCUGCAAUUGCACCAGUCCGAGCUGGUGAAGCUCGGUGUUCAGGAGGCAUGGGUCGUGAUGGACCCUGUAGAGGCUGGUCUUCCGGCUGGUUCACCUUUGCUUGAGAAAGUGUCGCCGUAG
Durusdinium trenchii is the source of this 573-nucleotide messenger RNA. The record is from the annotation of a GenBank genome assembly. NCBI's taxonomy places the organism in Eukaryota, Dinophyceae, Suessiales, Symbiodiniaceae.